This is a messenger RNA of Salvelinus fontinalis (brook trout), 1385 nucleotides long. RefSeq names its product protein FAM107B. Gene Ontology annotation, cellular component: stress fiber; neuron projection; synapse. NCBI's taxonomy places the organism in Eukaryota, Metazoa, Chordata, Actinopteri, Salmoniformes, Salmonidae. The record is from RefSeq and is a predicted model, not a curated record. Gene Ontology annotation, biological process: actin filament polymerization; actin filament bundle assembly; regulation of actin cytoskeleton organization.
AUGUUGACACUGUCUGUACUGUAUUCAGAUAAUGGCAUCAAAGCAGAGUUCAACCGCAACUGCUCGGCCGAGGGCCCCUCGGGGCCACAGGCCAACCCUAUCAAAGCCUCCAGGACCCAUCAUGAGCUGCAUAAGGAACUGCUCUUAGCCCACAAAAAGGGUAAGGCUCUGUGCAGUAAGCCUGAGCUGCAGCAGGUGCUUGAGAGGCGUAAGAAGGAGCAGACUCAGAAAGAGGAGGGAGACCAGGCCAGGACUCCCCUGGAGGAGGUGCUUCUGAAACGCCAGCAGAAAAACACUGAGAGGGAGAAGCACGAAGGGGAGAAAGUGCAGGAGGAGGCCCAGCUGUUGGAGUUUGUCCGAGUCCGACAGAACCUGAAAAAGAUCCAGGCUUUCCACAAGGCCACAAACUCUUGAGUUGGUUGCGUGGAUGGGCUUGGAAUAGACUGACUGAGACAGAGUAGACUGUUGUACUGUAUGUUGCCUGAGAAAGGACAUAAAUCAGCAUUGACUCUCUCCCAACUUCUCCAAAAUGGCUUCCUUACACUGUCCCACACAUUGACAAUAAUGCGUUUGUGUGCAGAGUCAGAAACUCAAACAAUAUCACUGGUACGAUUUGAAGGCAUAAGGAUACCUUGAACAUGGAAAUAUUUUAAACCAAGGAGAAACAUCGACAAAUGUUCUCAUUUGAACUAGUUGUGGGGGAAUAAAAAAACAAUAUUGCUGUUCAAUGGAUCAGUCAAAAGGGUGUGGAUCUAUGGUUGUGAUGUUAGGACUCAAGACAGUAUUCAGUCAAUUGCGGAUAUAAAACGGUACUUUAGAAUGGAGGAAAAUGCAGUAUAAAAAAGACACUUGUAGAUGUUGUCCUUUGAGUUUGAUCAUGUAUACAGUACCUUUUUCUUGUCUUUUUGCUGUGGAGCUCAAAUUAGCCAAUGUCAGUAUUGUGAGUUUAGGCAUGUGUUUCCAUCAGUUUCUUUCAGUCAGAUGGGGGGAAAACUUGGGUUUUUACUUUUUCCCAUGUCAGACAAAUGAAAAUAUUGGGUUUGAAAAACUUGACAAAUUAAAUAUUCAUUUUUAACAUAUUGUUGUAGAGAACGGCAGGUGCUAUAUCAUGCAUGUCAAUUAAUGAAGUAACUUGUGUUCCUAAAUGUUUAAUUUAACUCUAAAUAAUGGUAUAUUUUGUGUUUCUUUAUUCCCAUGAAUAAUUUACUGUGUUCACUUAUUCUACAGUACCUAACGGUAUUUUUAAUGCUUUUGAACGGCCCUGUAGUUAUGCAUCUGAUGUUUCUGAACUAUUGCACUUACAGUAUACAGUGUGUUGGCAUUUGACACUGUAGACAAUAGACAUACCUUGUAAGCUAAAUAAAUAAAGAUACAAGUUUGUAUUA